Haliotis rubra (blacklip abalone) is the source of this 2503-nucleotide messenger RNA. Its product is annotated as epidermal growth factor receptor kinase substrate 8-like. The transcript has 21 exons. The coding region runs from base 136 to 2457 and encodes 773 amino acids. Gene Ontology annotation, cellular component: plasma membrane. Gene Ontology annotation, biological process: regulation of Rho protein signal transduction; Rho protein signal transduction. NCBI's taxonomy places the organism in Eukaryota, Metazoa, Mollusca, Gastropoda, Lepetellida, Haliotidae. The record is from RefSeq and is a predicted model, not a curated record. Gene Ontology annotation, molecular function: actin binding.
AGAUCAGAACAGUUUGUUAGAUUAUGCACAACAUUCAAAUGAACCUGUGUUCGAGCUAGACCAUUUGGCCACCUACACCGCCGCACACGAUCAGGAGUGAUCAGCGUUGAGGAUGGCCUUCAUCGGCUCCGUAAGAUGGAGAAUACCACCGGCAUUUGGACCAUGCGUUGUAUCCUCAUCGUGGAGAGACGAGCGCUUGUUGUUCUCGACAAGAGCACAGGGGAGGAGCUGGAGCGUUUCCCUAUGGACUGUAUUGUGGACCCAACCGCUGUGUUCAAGAACGACCGCCGAGAGGUGUACAAUAACCUGAUCCUGUUCACCGUGGUGGAGGAUCCCCGUAGGAAGAGCAGCCAGGGCGACCUGCACAUAUUCCAAAGUAUUAGAGUGCCUUCACAGGAUAUUGUAGAUGAAAUAUUAGCAGCCAGAGGAGGUGGAGCCAAGCUUGGUCAGAGGAUUCCCCCACCCCCUUCACAGCGACCUCCAGAACCCCCAGGAAUGUACGGCACGAGGACCACCGAGCAGUAUCCUGGUCCUGGUCACCGACGCGCUGGCAACCACAUUCCAUUCGUUCAGGAUGGUGGACAGAACGAAGUCCUAGAGAAAGAUGUGCAAUUGCUGAAUCACUGUUUUGAUGACAUCGAGCGGUUCGUGGCUCGACUACAGCAAGCGGCCGAAGCAUACAAGGAGUUAGAACGUAGGAAACGAGAGCGAGGCAACCGGGCACGCAAAAGACAGAGCGGAGAUGGUAUGUUGAGUCACAGAGCCAGACCGCCCCCUGCCAGUGAUUUUAUUGAUAUUUUCCAAAAGUUCAAGUUUUCAUUCAACCUCCUGGCCAAGUUAAAGGCACACAUCCAUGACCCGAAUGCCCCGGAAUUGGUUCACUUCCUGUUUACACCUUUAAGUCUGAUCUACGAAGCCAGUCGUGACCCUUUCCACGGCAACCGGGACCUGGCCGACCAGGCCAUAUCUCCAGUCCUCAACAAUGAAGCAAAACAACUGUUGCUCAACUGCCUGACGUCCAAGGAGAUUGAGCUGUGGCAGGCGCUGGGACCGAAAUGGACAGCUAGCAGAGAUGAGUGGAGAGGCUACACGCCCCCUUUUAACCCAGUGUUCUAUGAUGGCUGGCGACCAUCGUCGAGCGUGAUCGAGGAUUCUCCUCCCCUUCCUCCCCCUCAGGUACCAUUAGAGGCGGCGGUUCUUGCCCACCACAACCAAAUCAUGAACCACACGCAUGAGUCGGAUACUAGGCCAAUGCAGCCUUCCUACCCCCCAGAGGAUGAUUACCAGCGUAGAUUUGAACCACCACGCCCGUCGCCACGCCCACCGAGCCCGCGGCCGCCGAGUCCCCCAAGGCAUGCUAUUCAGAGUACUUCAGCUGUAUACCCAGAAUACGUAGAACAGCCCCAAGAGAGAAAUCGUCCCGAAAUGAGACGUCAGUCUCCUACGUCAACACGAGAUGAAGAGAACGCAGCCUACUUGGACGAACUGAGGAGGGGUGGUCAUCAAGUGUACGAAGCACUUCAUGAAAGAAAGGGCAAAAAUCAAAAAGAAAUCUCAGUGAACAAAGGAGACAUCUUGCAGGUGGUGGACAGCAGCAGGAAGUGGUGGAAAGUGCGCAACUACAAGGGGGAAAUGGGUUAUGCCCCUUACACUAUACUGUCAGAGAUCAAGGACUUGGGAUAUGGAACGGAAUUGGGACGCGAUCGAAAUAGUGGCAACUACAACAGCUUCCUUCCUAAAGACCAGCCGCCAGCGCCCCCUGUGCCACCUCCAGCCCCUGAUAUAAGCAGGAACAGACCACCCCACAGAGACGAUGACUAUUACUAUGAUGACGACCUGGACAACACCACCCCACCCCCCAUCAUCCACGACCGCCCCGCCCGCCAGCAAUCUUCACCCGUGGAGAGGUCAGCCUUCCAACCACCUAUGCCAAAUGGACGACCAAGGUCCAGAGAUAAGACCCACCAGGACAUCCUCCAAGAUGAGCUGAGGGAGAAGAUGAACUCUAAGGGCAUCCUGCAGCAGCAGCAGGUGCCCCCUCUCAAGCUCCGCCCACAAGGAGCCAACGUCUACAUCACCCGGAACUCCUCACCCCAUGAAGUCAAGGAAUGGCUGGAAGCUAAGGGAUUCUCAGACUUAUGUAUCAGGACCUUGCACGGAUACAGUGCGCAGGAGUUGUUCCAGCUGAAGAAGCGAGACUUUGAGAGAUUCCUCGGGCAUGAUGAGGCCGUGCGACUGGAUGGCCAGCUCACCAUACAGAAGAAAACGUCAGGGUUCGAGACACGGGGUGGAUCGGAGCUACGGGCCAUUCUACAACGGCAGAAGGAACGAGCAGCCACCAGCGCCAACGACGAAGCUGCCAUGGGCCAGCCUCCAGAUUCCGACCAAUCACACCCUCGGAUGACGAGGACUCUGACGAAGACUCGGACAAUGAUUCAUCCAAUGAUCCACACCUAGCAGAAACUGGCAAAACCCUCAGAGAUCUGCUGAUCAGACAACGCAA